UUGAAUUAAAGGGUUCUCCAAGUUCUGCCGGCUAAAGGUCUAGGCAGUCCUGGGAAAUACACUAGUCCCGGACUGGCCUGUCUUAGAGGAAGUGGAGACCUCGCGGCGGGCAGUCAGGAACUUAAACUCAAUGCGGGGUCCAAGUGGAUGUCUCGAGACUCCAUCGCGACAUUGAAGAGCGACAUCAUUUGGGCGUUUAUAACCGUCACCAACCGCCACGGCUGUUUCAAAGCCUGGACUGGGCUGGAACGAUUUUCGUUCCAGGCGCUCAAUUUCUUAUCUUCAUCCACAUGACCUUCAUCAGAUAAAAGAAGCCUCGAAUCGGCGUUCAGGAUAGCCAUUCCUCCACAGCACUAUGCUAACGCGGGAUGAAGGCAGGCCGGGGAGCGGAGAGCGGGCAGGAGGCGUGCAGCAGCUCCCGUCCCAGUGCCUGGUGUGCGUAUAAGAAGAGCGAGUCGGGCCUCUCACCCAGUGCUGUCCCACAAUCUCUUCUCCCCUCUCGAGCUUUAGUUCAGUCGUGACAAUUCUCGACCGACACUUUCCAACAGCUUCAGACACAGUCCCCCCGGGCUUAUCCUGAUUACAAUGGCUUCUAGCGCUUCCAAGACCAACAUUGGCGUUUUCACCAACCCUCAGCAUGAUCUGUGGAUCAGCGAGGCCUCUCCCUCUCUCGAGAGCGUCCAAAAGGGCGAAGAGCUGAAGGAAGGCGAGGUCACUGUUGCCGUCCGAAGCACAGGCAUUUGCGGAUCCGACGUCCACUUCUGGAAGCAUGGUUGCAUCGGCCCCAUGAUCGUCGAAUGCGAUCAUGUCCUCGGCCACGAGUCGGCAGGCGAGGUCAUUGCUGUCCAUCCCAGCGUCAAGAGCAUCAAGGUCGGCGACAGGGUUGCCAUUGAGCCCCAAGUCAUCUGCAAUGCCUGCGAGCCCUGCCUGACUGGCCGUUACAACGGAUGCGAGCGCGUUGACUUCCUCUCUACGCCCCCUGUGCCCGGCCUUCUCCGCCGCUACGUUAACCACCCUGCCGUGUGGUGCCACAAAAUCGGUAACAUGUCCUAUGAGAACGGUGCCAUGCUCGAGCCCCUUUCCGUGGCGCUGGCCGGUCUUCAGAGAGCCGGUGUUCGUCUGGGCGACCCUGUCCUCAUCUGUGGUGCCGGCCCCAUUGGUCUGAUCACCAUGCUCUGCGCCAAGGCCGCUGGUGCCUGCCCUCUUGUCAUUACCGACAUUGACGAAGGCCGCUUGAAGUUCGCCAAGGAGAUCUGCCCCGAGGUCGUCACCCACAAGGUCGAGCGCCUGUCGGCCGAGGAGUCGGCCAAGAAGAUCGUCGAGAGCUUUGGUGGAAUCGAGCCCGCGGUGGCUCUCGAGUGUACUGGUGUCGAGAGCAGUAUCGCGGCUGCUAUCUGGGCCGUCAAGUUCGGCGGCAAGGUGUUCGUCAUCGGCGUGGGCAAGAACGAGAUCCAGAUUCCUUUCAUGCGCGCCAGUGUGCGCGAGGUCGACCUGCAGUUCCAGUACCGUUACUGCAACACUUGGCCCAGGGCCAUUCGCCUGGUCGAGAAUGGCCUCGUUGACCUCACCAGGCUGGUGACGCACCGUUUCCCGUUGGAGGAUGCGCUCAAGGCGUUCGAGACGGCGUCAGACCCCAAGACGGGUGCCAUCAAGGUGCAGAUCCAGAGUCUGGAGUAAUUGGUUUGAGGUCGUUCAUUAUGUGUAUAGAGGAAAAGGGUUCACGGGUCUGGCGUUUAGCGUUAUUGCCGAAUUGACUUUUGGAUUGUAGUUGAGUCUACAUGGUG
Molecule: messenger RNA, 1784 nt
Organism: Neurospora crassa OR74A
Lineage: Eukaryota; Fungi; Ascomycota; Sordariomycetes; Sordariales; Sordariaceae
Product: L-arabinitol 4-dehydrogenase
Exons: 2
Coding region: 586-1677 (363 amino acids)
Biological process (GO): D-sorbitol catabolic process
Molecular function (GO): L-iditol 2-dehydrogenase (NAD+) activity
Source: RefSeq, a predicted model, not a curated record